AUGGCCGAAAGUGGCCCGCCGGCACCUUCUCGGUUGAAAAAUUUAGAAGAAUUAUAUUUGGACGGACCCAGUAGGCAAAAUGAUGUUUUGUCUUUUGAAACACUCAUCGGUAAGUUUUUUUUUCUAUUUGAACUUUAUAUUUUUCUAUAUAUCUAAUUAUCGAUUUUAUUUUUGAAAAAGGAUACAUAAACCUGUUUACCUGAGGGACACGAUCAUGUUUUUUCCGCUUCUUAAUUUAUUUAAUUUUAUUGAAAAAAGAUAACAUUUCUUUGAGGUUUGAAUUUGAUAAGAACGAAGUUAGUAUAUUUGAUAAAAAUAUUUUGAAAAAAAAACCAAUUAGCAAAGAAUUAGUCAUAGAAAAUAUUCUUCCGAAAGUAAACACUAAUAAUCUUUCAGAUUCGUUAAUUUGUUUAUAUGAUGAAUGUUGCAAUAGUACUCUUCGAAAAGAAAAAUGUAUUGCCGAAUUCGUCGACACAGUCAAAUCGGUUAUUCAAAAAGCGAAAGCUCUUCGACUAAAUCGAGAUGAUUUUGAGGUUUUGAAAGUUAUCGGAAAAGGUGCAUUCGGUGAAGUUGCGGUUGUAAGAAUGAGAGGAACUGGUGAAAUUUAUGCAAUGAAAAUAUUGAAUAAAUGGGAAAUGGUGAAACGAGCUGAAACUGCUUGUUUUCGAGAAGAAAGAGAUGUUUUAGUAUAUGGAGAUCGAAGAUGGAUAACUAAUUUACAUUAUGCAUUUCAAGAUGAGAAAAAUUUGGUGAGUUGAGAAUUCGUUAUACCGGAAAUAAUGUUUUAAAUUUUGGUUUUCUUAUCUUUUGUUUAUUUUUCGAAAAUAAUCCUGUACAGGAAAAAAACAACAAUUUUGUUUCAUUUCAAACAAUCUUUUUGUUUUUUCCUAUGAUUCAUGUUUCUAAAAACAUUUUUUCAGUAUUUUGUGAUGGAUUAUUACAUUGGUGGAGAUAUGCUAACUCUUCUCUCAAAGUUCGUCGACCAUAUUCCUGAAUCAAUGGCCAAAUUUUAUAUCGCUGAAAUGGUUCUCGCAAUUGAUUCAUUGCAUAAACUUGGCUAUGUUCAUCGUGAUGUAAAACCUGAUAAUGUAUUGCUUGAUAUGCAGGGACAUAUUCGAUUGGCUGAUUUCGGAAGUUGUUUGAAAUUAUUACCUGAUGGUUAGUCAACAAAUAUUUUCUAAAUUUCAAAAACGAAAUUUGAGCGAAAAAAAUUCUAAAAAUGAAUUUUCAAUUUCACGUAAAUUUUUUCUAGCGAAAAAUCUCCCAUUUCAAAAAUAUUACUUUAAAUAAAUCAUUUCUCAAUUUCUUGCGUUUUAGGAAGUGUUGCUUCAAAUGUUGCUGUCGGAACUCCUGAUUAUAUUUCACCCGAAAUUCUUCGUGCAAUGGAAGACGGAAAAGGUCGAUAUGGAAAAGAAUGCGAUUGGUGGUCUUUGGGUAUUUGUAUGUAUGAAAUGCUUUAUGGAACAACACCAUUCUAUUCCGAAAGACUUGUUGACACUUAUGGAAAGAUUAUGAGCCAUCAAGAUAUGCUCGAUUUUCCCGAUGAUGAAAUUGAUUGGGUUGUUUCGGAAGAAGCGAAAGAUUUGAUUCGACAAUUAAUUUGUUCGAGAGAAGUUCGAUUUGGAAGAAAUGGUCUGGAAGAUUUCAGAAAACACGCUUUCUUCGAAGGAAUUGAUUGGAAUACUAUCAGAGAUUGUUAGUUUUAUUUUUGUUGUUUUUAUUUUAAAAAAUAAUAUUAAUUUUCAGCAUCUCCACCAUAUAAGCCUGAAGUUUCGAGCCCAGAAGAUACGUCGAAUUUUGACGUUGAAGUUUGUGAGGAUGAUUUUACUCCUUGUGUAAGUUUUUCUUUUCAAAAUUCUUAAAAUAAAAUGAAAAUAUUUCAGGAAACUCAACCACCUCGAGUUCUCGCCGCUUUCACAGGAAAUCAUCUUCCAUUUGUUGGAUUUUCUUAUACUCAUGGUUCGAUGCUUUCUGAUGCAUGUUCUCUCAAAUCUUCGUUACCCUCUUCUUCUAAUUCAAAAACAUCUGAAACUGAAAAAUCUUCAUGUUCAGAAGAAACGCUUGUUCGACUCGAAGCUGAAAAAGCUGAGCUGCAGAGGAAAUUGGCGGAAGCGCAAACACAAAUUACGAAUGAAAAUCAAAAAAGCGAAGAAGAACGAAAUUAUGAAGCGAUGAUUGCUCAACUUCGAGAUGAAAUUCAAAUUUUGAAUAGAAGAUUGGAAGAUGAACAAAGUGCACAAUUACAAAAACCGAAAGAUCAAGCUGAAAGUGAGAAAAAAUCGAAAGAAUUAAAAGAAAGAAUAAAACAAUUGGCAUUGGAAAAAGGAGAAUUACAAAGAGAAAUGGAAAAUUUGAAUGAUCAUGUUGAUCAAUUGACAUCUGAAAAAUCAAUUAUUUUGAGACAAAGAGAUGAAAUUCAAAUUGAACUCAAGGAAAUUAAUGAUAUAAGUGAAGCUGAAAAAGAAAAACUGGUGAAAAAUGUGAAUGAACUCGAGAAGAAAUUGAAAACAAUUGAGGAGGAAAAUUCAGCACUACUGAAAAGUAAGUUAGAGUUUUUUGCCGGAAACAUUAUGUAAAAUAUUAUUUCAGAGCAAGAAGAAUUCCGAGCCGAAGCACGAAAAUCAGUUGAACUUUCAAAAGCCGAAGAAUCUGAAGAAGUAUUAAAUGCGAAGAAAAAUAUUGCAACAUUACAAACUUUGAAUGAAGAAAAAGAAAACGAAAUCAAAAAAUUGAAAGAAACACUUGAAGAAGAACGAGCGAAAUUAAUAUCUCAAACCGAAUUAGAAGUGAAGCAAGUUGAGGUAAAUUUAUUAAACUUUAUUGGCCUUUUCAAUUAAAAACAAAGAAUGUUUCAGACUCACUACGAAAGAGUUCAAAAAACACUUCAAGAUAAUGUUGAACAAUUGAAUAUCGAAAAUAGUGGAUUACGGGAAGAAAACGAAAAACUUGCGACACAAAUGUGAGUUUCUUUUUCUAGAUUUUUUUUUCAUGGUUAUAACUGUUCGAAUUUCAGUGCGAAUAUUCCACGUGGUGGAAAUUUGACUGAACAACAGUUGUUGGAAGUAUUUAAUUGGGUUAAUGAAGAAAAAGCAACAAGAGAAGAAAUGGAGAAUUUGACCAGAAAAAUCACAGGAGAAGUUGAAUCUCUGAAACAAAAUUCGCCAUUAACAACAAGCAAUUAUAUUCAAAAUACACCAUCUGGAUGGGGAUCUCGAAGAAGUCAUAAUGUAAGUUAUUUUUGUUUGGAAAGGGGCAAAAAAAUGUGCAUCGAAGUAUAUUAACAUUUUUCAUUUCUUUUUAUUUAACAGGUUGCUCGAAAAGAUGGAUUAGAUCUUCAACGUCAACUUCAAGCGGAAAUAGAUGCGAAAUUGAAACUGAAAAGUGAAUUGAAAUCUACAAGAGAACAAUUUUUGACUGCAAAUGCUCGACUCGAAGAUACUGAAAAACGAUUAGCUUCUGUUAUGAGAGAAGUUUCGAUAUUGAAAGCGAAAAAUGAUGCGAUUUCAGCAGUUUCAGAAAGUCAAUGUGGGUUUUUCUAACAUUUUGAUUGCUUUUUUAUUGGAAUUUGAAAUUUCAAUACGACGAAUUUUCAAAAAAAGGUUUCAUUAUUUGCAAUAUAAAAUUAAAUUUCAGUUUCGUCGACAAUUUCUCGAGAUCUUAUGAUAACAAAUUUGAAUAAUGAAUAUGAAAUGUCAAAUAGUUCACUACUUCGACAAGAAAUGAUAUCUCGACAAUCAAAUAAUACAACACCAUCUUAUGAAAAUGCAAUUCUUCUUCAUGAUCAUCAAGCUCCAAAACGUGUUAUUGAUGAUCUUCGAUAUAAACAAAAACCAAUUAAAAUGGCUUCAAGUAGCACAAUUUAUGAUCAAACACUACAACAACCACGUGGACAUUCAUUUGAACGAGCAAAAAUUCGAACACCAACAAAAUGUGGACAUUGUACAUCAAUACUUAUUGGAAUGGAUCGACAGGGUUUCUUUUGUCAAGCAUGUCAAUAUGCUUGUCAUGUUGCUUGUGCUGAAAGAGUUUCUCAAAAUUGUCCAGUUCCAGAAGAAGAUCGAAGACCUUUAGGUAUUGAUCCAACAAGAGGAGUUGGAACUGCUUAUGAAGGAUUAGUUAAAACGCCAAGAAAUGGAGGUGUUAGAAAGGUUUGUCAGAUUCUUUUUGAUAGAAAUUAAAAUCAGAUUUAUUAUUUAAUUUUGAAAACCUGUUCAAUUGAUAUGUUCAAAAGCCGAUAUUUUUGCAGGGAUGGCAAACAGCUUAUGUUGUUGUCUGCGAUUUCAAACUUUACCUUUAUGAUUGCACAGUUGAUCGACAAAAUAAAAUGCAAGAUGUGAAAAAUGAAAUCAAAUUGGUUUUGGAUAUGAGAGAUGCCGAUUUCACUGUUUGUGGAGUUAGCGAAGCUGAUGUAAUCCAUGCUCAAAAAUCAGACAUAUCAAAAAUCUUCCGAGUAACAACAACACAAAUAUUGAAUUCAUCAUCUGAAUAUUCGUCAUCAUCAAAGUUUUAUACAUUAUUUAUGGCUGAAACUGAAGAAGAAAAAAGAAAAUGGGUUGUUGCUUUGAGUGAAUUGAAAACACUUUUAAGACGAUCAAAAUUAGCUGAUAGACGAGCUUUUCUAGUCAAAGAAGUUUUUGAUGUAACAUCACUUCCAUCAAUUCGAGCUGCUCAAUGUUGUGCAAUUAUUGAUCGAUCGAAAAUUGUUAUCGGAUUUGCUGAUCAUGGUUUAUAUUGUGUUGAAAUAAAUCGACAAAUUCUUGUGCCUGUUGGAGGAGAAAAAGAAAAUAAACAAAGAUGUGUUGAAAGUGUUGAAUAUGAUGAACAAGAACAAUUAUUAAUGAUGAUGGUUGGACCAAGUAAAGAUCGACAUAUUCGGUAAGACUUGUUUCCUUCCUUUUAUUUAUUUAGUUAUUGAUUUUUUCAGAAUUGUUCCAAGUGCUGCUCUUGAUGGUAGAGAUUUAAAAUGGAUCAAAGUAAAUGAUACAAAAGGUUGUCACUUACUUGCGGUUUCUGCAAAUCCUUCUGGCUCGCAACAAAAAACAAGCUUUUUCGCUGUGGCUUUCAAGAAAAGUGUAACCAUUUUCCAAAUUGAUCGAUCUGAAAAACGACACAAAAAAUGGAAAGAUUUGGCAAUGCCUGGAACACCGCAGUAUAUAAGCAUAUCAAAUGGUCGAUUAUUUGUUGGUUUUCCACAUAGUUUUAGAAGUUGGUCAUUGACAGUUAAUGAAUCAUCACCAAUUCCUGGAAAUGAACAAGCGGCUGUUUUACAACAUAUUUGUAAGUUUAUACGGCUUACAUUAUUCGUACAGGAUUGUGAAAUCCAAAAAUUAAACAUUUAUUUCUCAACAAAAAAUUGAGCGGAAAAAUCAAAAAUUAUAUUUUUCAGCACUAGUCAACAUGGAAGAUACCUCUCUCCAAUUCCUGAAUCAACAAACAUCAUACGAAGCAAAAUUGAUAAUAAAUGUACCCGGUUCUCCAGAUGAAUAUCUUCUAGUUUUCAAUGUCAUUGGAUUAUAUGUAAAUGAACAAGGAAGACGUUCUCGAAUGCCAGAAAUUAUGUUCCCAGCCAAUUCGAAAUAUUUCAGCUAUCACGAACCAUAUUUAUGUGUUUUUUCGGAGAGUGAGGUAAAUGAUUAUUAUCAAGAACACACCUCGGCCAAGCCGUGGCUGGCCAGAGUACAAUUUUUUGAAAAAUCUGAAUUUCAGUUUUUAGAGGUCAAAAAUUGAAAAAUCACAAUUUUAGAGGACAAAAACUGAAAAAUUCACAAUUUUUGUACUGUAAAAAGUUAGCGUACAAUUUUUUAUUGUGGAAACCACGAUUUUGGCCGAGGUGUGAUAAAGAAAAAUACGAACAUUUUAUUUAUUAUACAAAUAUUAUUACAGAUUGAUAUAUUCAAUGUGA
Molecule: messenger RNA, 5902 nt
Organism: Caenorhabditis angaria
Lineage: Eukaryota; Metazoa; Nematoda; Chromadorea; Rhabditida; Rhabditidae
Source: the annotation of a GenBank genome assembly